Molecule: messenger RNA, 3170 nt
Organism: Frieseomelitta varia
Lineage: Eukaryota; Metazoa; Arthropoda; Insecta; Hymenoptera; Apidae
Product: glucose dehydrogenase [FAD, quinone]
Exons: 4
Coding region: 73-1965 (630 amino acids)
Molecular function (GO): flavin adenine dinucleotide binding; oxidoreductase activity, acting on CH-OH group of donors
Source: RefSeq, a predicted model, not a curated record
AUAUAAAAUUAAACUAUUUUUCUUCAAAAAAAUUUUUUAAAAGGAGAAAAAAGAAAGACGAGAGAGAGAAAAAUGACGAUCGCGACAGUGACCUCGUUGGCGAUAAAGGGCGCCACUCUGCUACUCGGAAAGGUGGCGAUAAUCCCCAUCAUCAUAGUGGCGCUGGCCUACUACAAUUAUGAUCUAAUGGAUCCCGAGAAUUAUCCGAAAGUGACGAACAACAUAAGGAGAGAGUACGAUUUCGUGGUGGUCGGCGGUGGAUCGGCCGGGAGCGUGGUUGUGAAUCGGUUAACAGAGAAUCCAGCGUGGAGCGUGUUGCUGUUGGAGGCUGGUGGACACGAGACCGAGAUCACCGACGUACCUAUACUCUCUCUUUACUUGCACAAGAGCAAGCUGGAUUGGAAAUACAGGACGCAGCCGCAGGAUUCAGCUUGUCAGGCGAUGGUCGAUCGACGAUGCUGCUGGACCAGGGGAAAGGUUUUGGGAGGUUCGAGCGUGCUUAACACGAUGCUAUACAUUCGAGGGAAUCGGCGAGAUUUUGACCAGUGGGAAAGCUUUGGAAAUCCUGGUUGGGGUUACGAGGACGUUCUGCCUUAUUUCAAAAAGUCCCAGGAUCAACGAAAUCCCUAUCUGGCUCGCAACACUAAGUACCAUAGCACUGGUGGCUACCUAACGAUCCAAGACUCCCCGUACAACACACCCUUAGGCAUAGCUUUCCUCCAGGCUGGCGAGGAGAUGGGCUACGACAUCGUGGACGUGAAUGGCCAGCAACAAACGGGCUUCGCGUUGUAUCAAUACACAAUGCGACGAGGUACCCGAUGCAGCACCGCCAAAGCUUUCGUCAGACCGAUCCAACUGCGGAGAAAUUUUCAUCUGUCACUUUGGAGCCACGUGACUAAGAUUCUGAUCGAUCCAGUUACGAGAAGAGCCUACGGCGUCGAAUUCAUCAGAGAGGGGCGGAAACACGUGGUCCACGCCAGAAAGGAGGUGAUCCUCUCAGCAGGUGCCAUAAACUCCCCUCAACUGCUGAUGCUGUCGGGUAUCGGGCCCAGGCAACACCUGCAACAAGUGGGGAUCCCGGUGAUCCACGACUCCCCCGGUGUCGGGCAGAACCUGCAGGACCACAUAGCGGUCGGCGGUUUGAUCUUCCUGAUCGACUACCCGGUCAGCACGGUGAUGACCCGAUUGGUGAACCUGAACUCGGCGCUUAGGUACGCGAUCACGGAGGACGGGCCGCUGACGUCGAACGUCGGCCUCGAGACGGUCGGGUUCAUCUCGACGAAGUACGCGAACCAGAGCGACGACUGGCCGGACAUCGAGUUCAUGCUCACCUCCUCGUCCACCACGUCCGACGGCGGCACCCACGUGAAAACCGCCCACGGGCUCACCGACGAGUUCUACAACGAGGUGUUCGAGUCCAUCAACUACCGCGACGUGUUCGGUGUCUUCCCGAUGCUGCUCAGGCCCGAGUCACGUGGCUUCAUCAAGCUGAGGUCCAGCAACCCCUUCGACUACCCGCUCAUGUAUCACAAUUACCUGACGCGCCAACAGGACGUCGACGUGCUCCGGGAAGGCGUGAAAGCAGCGAUCGCGCUCGGCGAGACGAGCAGCCUGAAGAGGUUCGGCGCCAGGUUUCACAGCCGCGCGUUGCCGAACUGUGGCCAUCUGCCUCUGUUCACGGACGAGUACUGGGACUGCGCCAUAAGACAAUACACCAUGACGAUUUAUCACAUGAGCUGCACGGCGAAGAUGGGCCCGCCCAGCGACCCCAUGGCCGUCGUGGAUCCCGAGCUGAGGGUGUACGGUGUCAGCGGGUUGAGAGUGAUCGACGCGUCUAUCAUGCCGACCAUCACCAGCGGGAACAUCAACGCGCCGGUGAUCAUGAUCGGCGAGAAGGGCGCCGAUCUGGUGAAGAGGCAGUGGUCGCCGAGGAGAAAGAGGGACAACGUGACGAGUGAUGAGUGACGAGUGUUGAAGAGAGAUUGUUGGGAGCUGGGGAAUUAUUCGAAAGUCUUGGAACUACUUCUACGACGACGAGUAAUCGACAAGGUAAUUGCUAUCUACGCGAUCGGGAGUAUCCGGAAAACCGUUUCAAGUGAAUUGUUACGACACGUGUAUAAUUUGCUGAUUGUUACAAUGUACACGUGGACGAUUUAUCUUGAAAGUGGAAUUUGUUUUGUUAAUAAAAGUUGUUCAGAGAGAGCCACGAAAUUUGCUGAAGACAGAAAGAAGAAAAAACUAAUUUUGGUUAGGUUUCGUAGGGAAAAAAUGGUGCACAAUGAUUUCAACUCGUGUAACACUGGUGUUACACCACGAUACUAAGAGUUGGCAAUUGUUUGUGUUUCUAGGAGCUCUCGAUCUUCAAAUUACAGUCGAGAAAAAAAAAAAAAAAUCAAAAAGAACAUAUCGUUUCUAUCAACAGUCGACACAGUCGAGUUCUAUUUUAAAAUUCAACGUAAAAACUGCAUCGAACUACGGCUUCUACAGAUUUAGAUUUAGGUUUUUCAAUUUCACGUUAUUUUGUAAAUUAGAUAGAAUAAAAUAAAUUAUACUGUAGAGUAAAAUAAAUUAUACUGUCAUUUAAAUUAUAACAGAGAGAUGGAUGUAAAUGAGAAUAGCGUAAAUGACACAGAGUACAUGAAAUAAUAUUGUUGUUGUAAUAAUAAUAAUAAUAGUUAUUAUUAUUAUUUGUGCUCAUUUUUAAAUGGUCACGUCAACAAAGUCAUUAAUGACCACCAAAAAUGAAUAAACUUAUAUUUUUCAGUGAUUCGAAUUUCGCAAUAUUUUGUAAAUGAUAAAUUAAAGAAGAGGAAUUUGCAACACUGCAAAUAGUGUUUCUCGUUUCUCUUCGUGUUGUUUUGUAGAUAAUAAAUUAGAGAAAAGAGGCAGAACCCGAUAAAAUAGAAAUAUUUUUUAUCGACGCUUAAAUUCUUCAGUUUGAUUAUAAAAUGAUCAUAAAAUGCGUAAUAGCAUUUUUCACUGAUAGCUACUAAAUUUACAUUCAAUGAUUAUAGAAGAAUGCAAAGUCGAAUGAUUGUUUAACUGUCGUUAGAGAAAUCUGAUGUGUUAUAUGUAUUUUCAAACAAACAAUGAAAUACCGGGUUAGCAAUUGUGAAUGUGUUCGUUUUGUACUAUUUUUUUAUCAAUUAAAUGCAUUACUAUACAUGCAA